Messenger RNA from Solanum dulcamara, 1639 nucleotides. Its product is annotated as squamosa promoter-binding protein 1. Gene Ontology annotation, cellular component: nucleus. The coding region runs from base 914 to 1324 and encodes 136 amino acids. The transcript has 2 exons. Gene Ontology annotation, molecular function: DNA-binding transcription factor activity; DNA binding. Gene Ontology annotation, biological process: flower development. Lineage: Eukaryota; Viridiplantae; Streptophyta; Magnoliopsida; Solanales; Solanaceae. The record is from RefSeq and is a predicted model, not a curated record.
UACACUGACAACUGAGAGACCAACUUGAAGUAUUAUAAAAGUGCAAAUAAUAGCUUAGUUGGCUCCCUUCAAAAAUUACUACAUGGGUAUUUCACUCGAAAUGUCCAGAAAAAGAAAUAACUAAUACAUACCCUUAUCGCAAGUUGCAAAGUCAAAUAAAUGAGCUCAUGUAACAUAGUUCAUUAAUAUGAAUAUUAAAUGCCUUUAGGAGAACAUAGGAAGGGCAAAAGAGUAAAUGUGUCACCGUUCGACGCCAACUCUUUUGAUCCCCUCCAAAGCUCGAGGAAAAGAGUGAGUGAGUUCACUACAAACCACUGGCUUUAGUCUACGGUGGACACAACUCCUCGACUAAUUGGUCAAAAUAUCUUGUGACCACCAACUAGCAAGCACCAAAUUGGAUGUUCUAUCAGCUUCUCCACAUCCUAAAACAAUGAAUAUUGAUUGCUGAGAGGCUUGCUGACUGCCCAAAAAAAACCUUGACAAAAAGUUAGUGGGGUAACUAACUAGGAGUGAAAUCAAUGGUAGAUCUUGAAAGAAACUUUAGCAAAGUCAUCAUAAAUGCUCUUCACAUCUCAUGUACUAUGUUAUGGAAUGGUCACGCUUCUCUUUACAUUAAAGCUAGAUCAUGUUAAAAGUUGAGGCCAGCAAGAAUAGUUUCAACUUUCAAUAUAAUUCCACCUUCCCCCUUGCUGGCCCACUUUUGUACGGAACACCAAUCAGUAUUUUUACCUCAUCACAACACCAAAUCAUCUCCACUUAGUCACUUACUAGACUUCACAUAGGAGGAAAAGUAUGGAACUGGUGGUCCUCACACGUACUUACCUUCUUUUUUUUUUUACCUUGGUUCAAGUUUCAUACUCUUUCAUCUGGCUUCCUCACUCUAGUUUGGCCCAACUAGUUUCUUCUCACAGGGAUGGAAACUAACAAAUGGGAAGGGAAGAGAAGCAUAAAUGAAGCAGAAGAGGAAGAGGAUGAACAUGAAAGUUUUGAAGAGGAUAGCAAAAGGAAGAGGGUAUUGACUCGCUCUGGGAGGAAGCUAUCUGGUGGAGGGUCAGCACAUCCUUCUUGCCAGGUUGAGCAGUGCACUGCAGAUAUGGCAGAUGCCAAGCCAUACCAUCGCCGCCACAAGGUGUGCGAGUUCCAUUCAAAGUCUCCAAUAGUACUUAUUAGUGGACUCCAGCAGCGGUUUUGUCAGCAAUGUAGCAGAUUUCAUCUGUUAGCAGAGUUUGAUGAUGCUAAAAGGAGUUGCCGAAGGCGUUUGGCAGGUCACAAUGAGCGCCGCCGUAAAAUUACAUAUGACUCUCCUGGAGAAAGUUUGGGCUGAAGCAGCAUCAGCAUCAAUGGCAGUGAAAUCACCUACCUUCUGAAGUAAAUAAGCAUGCUCUCUAUCUUCUGUCAAUUUCCAGAUUUCUAAGCAAAUUGUUAUUUGCGACCUUCAAGUAUCUAGCUAAUAGUACUUUCAUUUCCCUCAUGUAAAGGGAAGGACGAAAAGAGUAAGCCGCUGGCACUGUCUGCUAUUAUUCGAAAAAUGAAAUAUUUGUAGUAUGAUAGCAUAUCACAUGGUGCUCGAAAGUCUACCAUGUCGACAUUCCAACUCACUUACGAGGUUUCUAUUUAAACUUUUUUCUUGUAGUUAUAA